CAAAAUUCAAAAUGGCAGCACUGGCGGUUGAGUUGAAGGCCGGCCAUCUUUAAUCCUCGCGUGUCGAUGUGAAGUGAAAGUAUCGUCGCCGAAAAAGAUGUUAAAUAUAUUUUUUAAACAAUUCGCCGUAAUUUCCGCGUGUUAAGUGUUUAAUUAGUGAUAAAACAUGGACCUGAACGAUAGCGAACUGAAUUCGAGCCAGGACGCGGAGAACGGGAACGAAAAGUCAUUGGUAGGAAAACUAAGGAAGAAUGUCUCAGAAUUCAUAAGCACCCCAUUAUCAAAAUGGUUUAAGAAACAAAAUGAUUCAACACCAGUAUCAACUAUUAGAAGAAGACAAGAAGAUUCAGAUGAAGAAGAAGAUUUACAGGAGCUGCAGCCACCAUCAAAGCGCACCAAAUUGCCCCCGACAAAGGAAUCUUUGAGCCUCAAUGUCAGUGAAUUUCUUAGUCCCAUCUCAUCAGGGAAUAAUGUGAAGAAGCCAUUGUAUAGGAAUUUUCCAGAGCCAGUGGCAGGACCUAGUGGAUAUCAGACAAGGCAAAUGUUAAAUAGUACUGCUCUGAGGGCUGACAAUAAUUUUGAAGAACAUCUUCCACAUAGCAAUCAAAGGAAUUCUACUACUGUAGGCCCUAUUGAGUCAACUCACAAGGACCAAAACUCAGACAGUGAGGAGUCUACCAGUGGAUACUCAUCAGGGAGAUUAGGUAGCAGGGAAAUAGUGAGUCAGGAAAGCUCAAAACAGACCUCACCAACAGACAACCGACAGAAAACAAGAUCACUGUUCCAGAGUACCAGUAUCAGUCAACUUUUCUCAAAUAAAACAUCAGAAUCACACAAAAAUUCCAAUUUAACUUCGCGGAUGCCUUCAUUUAAUUAUACAGCCUUUGGUUCUACCUCUUUUGAAGAUAGAACCUUAACAUCAAAAAGAAUACUCUCUUCUCCAUUUUACAAUGGACCAACAACAUAUGGAGGGGCCUCAGCUUACAAGAGAAGUAGAAUUGUUCCUCAAAAAACCCAUAGGAAAAGUGUCAACAUCAAGCCUGUAAACCUGGUAGAAAAGAAACCAGAUCAGCACCUGGGAAAUACUGCUCGAAAAAUAUUGGAUGUUUUAGAGCAAUACAGCUCUCCUGUAAGUGAUGCUAAAAAAGUCCCAGUCACUUCAAAGAAACAUAAAAGCGAAGGAAGUCUUUCAAGGUAUAUUGGGGCAAACCCCUACCUUGUCAAGGAGACCAGAAAUGCUUCGACUAGGGAAUUACAAGUCCCUAGCGUAAGCUCAUUAAUAAGGGGCAAAAAUAAACUUCAAGAAUCAACUGAAGCAGCCAGACAAGUAGCCAUGCAAAGCAAACCAAUUAGUGAAUACCAGAUUCCAGUUCACAAGGAAAAUGAGAAACACACCAACAAAAUGAAAACGAAAAUCAGCUCUGUUAGGCAAAGGUUACACGUGGACGACUAUGUAACUGAAGUCAGGUUAAAUCCAGUUAGUUUGCCUAUUAAAGACCUACCGAAAUUCGACACUCCUAUAUUCGCCCCUCCAGUAAGCACUGCGCAAAAGGUUCCAGAAGUUGCAACAAAACAUUCAGAACCUGUAGAAAAACCCCAAAAUAGUCCAAACUUAGAAUUCAAAUUUGCCGCACCGCUGGUUUUAGCAGAAUACCUGAAACCAAUUAAGGCACUGAAUAAUUUCAAGUUUAGCGAGCCCUUAGUAAAAAAACGCCGAAGCAUUCACGAUCAGGACAAAGAUGACGGUCCUAAACCAAAAAAAUACAACGGGAAUAUGAGUCAAUUAUCUAAAUCAGAACCAAUGUGGGAAUGUUCGGCAUGCUGGAUCAAAAACCAAGGCGAUCAAGUGAAAUGUAUCGCCUGUCAAACGGCUAAAUCUAAACCGAAAUUGGUUAGUGAACCGGUUUUUCCCUUGGUGCCAAAGAUGCCUGCAGCAGACACUUGGGAGUGUCCCACAUGUAUGAUAAGGAACAAACAGGAUUUGCUGAAAUGUGCUGCCUGUGAAGAAAAGAAGCCGGGAAGUGAAACGAAGUCCAGUACUGUUAAGGUGCCAGAAACUAUAAGCCAGCCUAUGGGAACGUUUUCAUGGCCAGCGGGACAGAGCGGCACUAAGGCAGCCGAGACCACUUGGGAAUGUCCUAUUUGUAUGAUCAGGAAUAAGCCAGAGGUGCAGAAAUGUGUUGCAUGUGAAGCACCCAAUCCCAAAUCCCAACCGGCUACUACGGCCCAACCGGCUGCACCCAUUCAGCCUGUUGUACCCGUUCAACCAGCCGUAACCUCAAACUUUGGUUCUCAAUUUAAAAAGAAAAGUGACGAGUGGGAAUGCGGGGUUUGCAUGAUAAGAAACAAAGCCUCGGAUAGUAAAUGUCCCUGCUGCGAAACUCCAAAUCCUUCGGCAAAAUCAUCGGGAACCUCGGAUGGGAAAGAGAAAUCGCCGCCUAAAUUUAACUUUGGCAUAGACAAAGCCGCGACGGGUAAUUUUACGUUUGGCAUUCCGCCUCAGCAACAAGACUCGACCGCUCCGAAAACGAACGCUUCUCUGAUUUUCGGGGAAAACCGUAAACAACCCGAUGACACGUCCGCUAAAACGCCUUCGUUCAGUUUUGGGGUGCCUCAAAAUAAGGAGGAUACACCAAAAGACCUCCAAAACGAGAAACCAGAGGAGCCUAAAAGUUCUUCCACAUUCAGUUUUGGGACGCCAACGAAGACCAGUGAGAAAACAACCGAGAAAAUGUUUGGUGCUGCUGAAGAAAAGAAAGCGGAAAUUGUACAGAAAACUCCGGAAACGAAAACGAGUGACGCUGCCCAGAAAACCACUCCGUUGUUCACUUUCAGUUCAACAAGUAAAAGUGAAGCAAAAGUAGAACCAACAAAAACCGUUUCUACACCCACGUUGUCGUUUGGUGCAACCAAGAAAACCAGCGAGAAAGAAGAGCAAAUCGCUAAUAAACCCACGUUUUCUUUUGGGGAAACCAAUAAGAGCAACAACGUGACGGAAACGUCAAAAAAUCCAGCACCCACGUUCAGUUUUGGUUCGCCGAAAACCGCCGAAAAAGAAAACAAACCGAGUUUCGGUUUUGGAAAAACUGAAUCGAGUGACAUCAAUAAUAAGGUGUCGACGUCCUCCGGUUUUUCGUUUGGUGCGGUCGGUGACAAGACUGACCUGAAGGCAGUCGGCGGAGAGGCGAAAGUUAAUCCGCUCCUUAAACCUGGGGAAAAGUUACCGGAGAAGGCUGUCGUGGCGCCUAUCGGGUUCAGUUUCGGCCUGCCCAAAGCUUCGGAAGUUGUUUCCUCGGCUCCCGAAGUGUCCAGCACGGAUGGUACGCCCAAUAAACGAACAAAACCGUUAGAAAGUGAGGCGGCGCCGUUAGCAAAAGUACCCAGUUUCGGCUUCAAGUCUCCAGUUACGAGAAACGGUGACGUGACCAAAAGUGAGCCGACACAAGGCGGCUUUAAGUUCACAUUUGGAAGUAAUGCGGGCCCAACUUUUGCCAGCGCGGUCAGUCAGCAGCAGGCGGAUAGUUCCAAACCCGUCGCUCCCAUGUUUAAAUCGACUGGAAUCAGCUUCUCACCCCCGAAACCAUCAAACGGCUUCAGCUUCGACGCGCCUAACGCAGCAGCAUUCGGAGCAAAACCCACAGCUACAGUGGCGAAACCGUUCACCUUCGGUGCACCCGACUCGACCACACAACAAUCCACUUUCCCCAACCAAACGGCGCCAUCUUUCUCAUUCGGUAGCAACGUGCCCGAAAACAAACCGUUCGGCAGUGAAAACAAGUCUCAGUUCUCAUUCGCCGCCGCCGCCGCCGCCCCAAAGGCGGCAGCGCCAUCCUUUAACUUCAACCAAACCACCACACCCGCCUUCAGUUUCGGCUCGAACAGUCCGCAAACGAAACCCGUGACUUUUGGUGCUGCCUCCACGACGCCCGUCGUCCCAAAUAUGUUCGGUAGUAGCAAACCGGUUGAGUCUACCGGUUUUGGGGCGACCCCGGCGGCGCAAAAUGGUAGUUUUAACUUCGGUGCGACGCCGGCGGCCAGUCAGAAGGCCGGUUUUAGUUUUGGUGCUGCGAGUGCGCCCGGCGACAAGCCGAGCGGCGGGUUUAAUUUUGGAGCUGCCGCUGCUGCUUCUGUGGCGCCACAGCCCACCGGAUCAUCUGGAGGAUUCAACUUCUCAGCUUCAGCGCCGAGUUUCGACCCAAAACCAAAUUUUAAUUUCACAGGAGGUGCUGGUCUAACCAGUUUUUCAGCGGCUCCAUCAACGGACGGAUCGGCCAUGCCCCAACGAAAGAUCAGGAAAGCCGUUCGAAGAACGGUGCGAUAGGCGUCACAAUUGUUUUAUUUUCUUUGGUAAUAUAAGUGAAAAAUUGUACAUAGAGAGAAGCGAGCGAGUAAAUACAAAAUAACUGAACCGUGAGUACUGCGUAAAGUGAGAAAAAUGAUCGUUUGCGGAACGGGAGACAGAAUGAGAUGAAAGCGUGUGUUUCUUUUAUGCUACGAUGUAGGUACACUUUUUUAGUAUACUAAACUGUGUAAUGUAUAUAAUGUGGGUUUCUUUUUUAUACGGUUGGUUAGGUAAAAGUUCAGUUUUAGCCGCCGUAUAAGAAAGAAUCCUAAAAUAGUGGUUGCAAAAAUACCAAAUAAACUAAACCAUGUGUGAAUAUGGAGAGAGGCUACAAACUUUCGGGCUUUUUUUUUUGUAAAAUAUUGUUGAAAGGAACUUAAGAAUUUUAAAUGCAUGUGCAGGGUUAGUCACCGAGUGCUCAUUAGUAUUUUAUUAUUCUAAAGGUGCUAGUUGUAUAAAUUCAACAAAUGUUACGGAGAAAAUACAUUCCUGGGUAAUUAAAAAAAUGCUAUGAAGGUACAAUUUUUAAACAAAACACCCUGCAUUUGCAGAGAGAAUAAUUCAACAUUGUAUACUUUAAUAUGAUUUGAGAUAAAUUAAGUUUUGUUCAAAAUUUGGUAUUUGCAAGUGUCUUUAUUUCGAAAUUUAGAGUCUAAAUGUUGGUCAAGUUAUUUAUGUAUCAAUGGAAUUCAUUUACAUUGUUAAAAUUUAAAUUGUCUAUUAGCAGACCUGCCAUUACUACAACAAAAGAAAAUAAACGACAAGGCAUAAUAAACAAUUAUAAGUACCUAACUAAUAACUGUUAUAUUUACGAGCAGCCUUUUAAAAUUUAUUUCAAUUUCGCCUAGAAUAUAUUUAAAAAAUUCAAGUUCUGUUGGCAUUUGCUUAGCAUCCCUACAUAUUCUUAAAAGACUGAAAAAUCUAUAAUUUGUUCUACGAUAUGAAACUUGAAAUAAUUCAGCUUUUCUUGUGCUUCUUACAGGAACAUUAAUAUAAAUAAAUAAAAGUGAGAUUGACAGAAGAACCUGCAAAUGUGUACCUUACAGCAGAAGCAAAAAAUCCAAGAAAACGAUAAAAACUGAUUAAUGUAUGCAUUUUAUUCGACAAGGUGCAAUUGAAACAGUUAUUUGAGUAUUUUUUUUUCUCACAGCAACUACUCUUUCUGUGUUAUUCCUCGAGAAUAGUCUGACUCUUGUCUUGGAAUUUGUUGAUAUGUUCCAUAAUGAAGUUCCUACUCUCGUGUAGAAUCGUCUUUGGUCUAUUAUGAUGCUAUUAUUAUCGGUCUAUCUCUGAUCUAUAGGAAAAUGAUUUUGAUGACACCUAGUUUGAGUUUAUCUUGUAAAGUUUAAAUUGGUCUAUGACUGAUUUUGAAAAUCGAAUAACGUAGUUUCAGAUACUUUCUUGUCAUUUAUGAAUUACGUGAAAGAACACAACUUUAACGAAGUAGCAUCUGUUUUUUUUUUCUUUUUGGUCCUCCAUUGUGAUACCUUUUGUUAGAAACGCCGGAGGUAGAUGCGGUCUUACCAGGAACUAAUGUUUUUGUCUUCCUUGUCGUGUAUGCAAAAUCCGAAUUUCUGCGAUUUUCUCUUGACACAUCCUUCCAAAUGUCUAUAUUUAUCUGGCUAGUAUUUCUUUUUGAUUUAUUAUAAGUUUACGAAUAUCAGUAGUUAAAAACCGAACAGUCUUGGAUUUUUCUCUCUUGUUUUCAUCCAUAAUGUAAUCAAAGUACACACACUACAACGUAAACCAUCUCUUUAUUUCAGUUGAUGAAGGACAUGGACAUCAGUCCAUGCACAGAUGGAGAUGUUUGAUUCGUAGCGAAACAUAUUUUCUAUAUAAUUUCCAAAACCUCAUUUGAAAAUUUUCUGAUACAAUGAUAAAGCAUUCAUUUGUGUUGGGAUAUUUAGGAAUAAACAUAUAGUGCAUUUAUUUAAUAUGAGCUUAGAUAGGUUCUUAUAAUCACGAUUACUGUAGUGGGAUUAAAGUCCAGUGGUUUUGAAUUUCUUUCGUGUAGAUCUUGAGCAGAAAACAAACAUCAUCGAUGAACACGAUUUUUGCUAUUAGAAUAAAAGUUGAAAAAUGCACUUUUGCAUCCCAAAAGCUAUGCUGAACUCUGGUUUAUAUUUGUAGGCAAUUAUGUGAGUCUUUGGGUUUGUCUGAACUGAAAUCCCCAGUAUUGAAGAUCAGCGUGUUACUCAAUUUUGAAGCCUUCGAUAACUUUUACUUACAUUCAUUACGGCAACUAAAAAGAACAACGUGUUUAGUCGGUAUAUAGGUUAUGAUGAGUUCUAACACUGAACGGAAUUAUGAAGAUUUUUAAAAAAAUAAGAAAAUGUGUACUUUUAGAGCCUUGGUAUCCUAAAGAGUACGCAGUAGAAUCUAAGAGUACGCAAAACAAAAUAGUGCCCAAAAAAUUAUUAUAUGUUUCUAUAUGUAGCUCUUCAAAGAAAUGUAGAAUAAUGUUCAAAACACCCAGCAGAGAUUUUAGCGUCGUUUUUGUCAGCUUUUUUUUUUCUACUACAACACCAGCUUCGCUAUUUUACUUGCACAUGACUUGCUUUCGGAAGAGGCAAGAUCAUUUUAGGUGUAACUCGUGAAACACCUGGACCGGGUUCACAUGGUUCAACCACUGUGUUAGAAGUAGUUGCUAAUUGCGGACUAGGCGUUCUAGUUUGCCUUUUUUCAACCAAUUUGCUAGUGCCAUUAUCCUCUUUAUCAGAUGAGUUAUUAAUAGGCGAACGGGUCGCUUCAAUUUCCGAUUGGUUUUCUUGAACCACCUCCAGUUGAGGUCUAUCUGUGACCUCCCAUGGCGCAAAGUCUCCAUCACUGAAAACUUCGGUAUUAUAUGGACAUAAUCCUGUGCAGCUAAAAGAUUUUUCGCAAAUUUGGAUAGUGGCUGCUUUGGAAUAGGUCGAAUGGAAAAGACCCGCCAUAUCUUUUAAUGUAAUAGCACGUCCAGGGUUGGUAACCAUCCAUUUAUCACAUUAAUUUGAAACAGCCCUUUUUGAAGGAAAGAAAAAUCCCCUAUCCAAUGAUUGAAUCUUAUGACUCGCAUGGGGCGGUAGAGUUAAUAAAGUUAUAAAAUUACUUUUCGCGAAUAAAAUGGCACUCAAUGAGCAAUGAUAUAUAUGAUUGUCCAUUAAUAAUAGCACUGGAUCUGUUUUUGGUGGCUUUACAAAGUCUCUGAAAUGUCGCAGCCAAAUCAGAAAUAACUCAUUGUUCAUGUAGCCCGAAUUUGAUAUCAUUUUUAAAGUGCCAAAAAAGUUCAUAUUUUAUUCGUUCAAAAAUAAGCUCUGGUGGGACCCAAGUAGCAGCAGCGCUCAUGCAGCACACUGCUGUUAUUAAAUGGCCUCGUUCAGCUGACACUACCUUUGACACGGUUUUCUUGCCUUUUGUAGCAUAAACUAGGAAGCUUGUUUGGCAUGGUAGAUGGCAUGGUAGAUUCGUUUAUCCAUAUUAAAAACUUUAUGUGUUAGGAAUUUUAAAUCUUCAUAAACUGUUUUUAAGUUUUUGAAAAAUCGUUUGCAUUGAACCCUAUUAAAUCCGAUUGCGCCACCCAGACUACAUUUUUCCCGAGCUCUAAGGGAUACAUUAUUUCUUAAUGCAAAGUCUUGCACCCAAUGUUUUCCCGCCAUUCGGUAUUAAAUCUAUGCUGAAUUUUGUUUACUAUGCCAUAUUGAAACGCCAUUGACCUGACGUCUUUCAUACGCAGACCUUAAAACGUUUCCACGCAUCCAAAUCUUUAUUAUGGUCAGCUAACUCCCUUUCUUGCUCUUUUGAAAAUAUGGGUUCGAACCUACCCAGACUAGAAGUAACAGUGCCCAAAAAUAAAAGCACGGUUUAUUUUUAUCUUAGAAACAUAAAAUCACUAUUACUGUUCGCAAUGUUUUUCGUAAUGUGCACUCAUUUACAUCAACUGAUCUUUUACUCUCUCCUUUUGAAAUACGAUCUCUCGCCCCAUCACCCAUUCUUGGGUGAAGUUUAACGUUCUAUUACUCUUACCUUUAUAUUUACCCAUCAUGAAAAACUAAAAAAAAGUUAUAGAAAGUAAAACCUAUAUCGCAUAAAUCCUACAUUGGUACGAAAUUACGGAUACGUGAGGCUGUCAUCUCCCACAAUUGCUUCAUUUUAUUUUUGUGCCUUGAUUGUAAAGGGAUUCUCGGAUCCCAUAGAUAUUUUCUGGCAUAAAUGAAUGAAUACAACAUUUCGUCAAAUAAUUUCCUGUGUUUGCUUAAAUCUUUGCUAUCGGCGCCAAUCUCGAAGGUAAAACCCGGGUACUCCUUCUCCUCCAUGUAUGUACUUGGAAGCAUUGGUGUUCCAAAUAAUUUUGGCACUGACUAUUAAUGAAAAAGCCACAAUAGCCACAUUUAAAAUAAGUGCAACCUGAAGUCGAACACAAACUCGACAUUCUAAAGAGAAUGGUAGAAAAAUUACAAUUGAAGGGUCAGGGGAAAAAAGCAGGUAAGUCAAUUGAUCACGAAACUGAGAAAAACACAAUUUAAUGUUAAAAACGGUACAAAAUCAGUAUGAGAGCUUAUCAAAAGACUGUUAAUAAAAAUAACUACAGUAUUAUGUUCUAAGAAAGUAAAAAGCGAGUUUCCAUGAUGUCGGUUGUAUCCAGAUUGAUCCAGACCUGAAAAAAAACCACAUCAAUGUAAGGUGAUUGUAAUAAAUUAUAUUUUAACUUGCAUUAAAUUAGUCACGGGGUAGAUUGAGAAAGAACUUGACAGCAGAGGGGCUACAAAACCUCAUUAAACUUUGCAAAUCGUUGAAUUUGGCUCUGGAAAUUGGCAGGAGGCCUAAAAAAAUAAGAUUUUGUUAAAACUAAGUAAUGUUUAUUUAUCUAGAUAGUUUAAAAAGUAAUAUUUUUCCACGCGAUGCUUGUAAAAAAUAUAAUAUUUAAUAGAACAUACCAUUGUAAGCUGGAGAGGGAAGCUCAAACAACCCCUUUGGCAAUGAUUGACUAUGCCGCGAUGCUCUAAUAAUGCCUGUCAGCAUUUCUCCAAAGUACGUCGUGCGAUAUUGUAACAAACGGCUAUGGCCAGAAGAAGCUUGUAUGACUUUGAUAGGCUGCGUUUUAAAAGGGCAUUUAGCGGCAUACUUUGAUAGCAACAUUGUCUUCCAAUCCAAUACAAUUCUUUUAGUAACACUGACCACAGUAAAAGGGGAUGGUUUUGAUCGUGAUAAUUUCACCAUUUCUUCGAAAUCUUUUGGUAUUUCCAUUGGUGCUUUUAUGUUCCAUAGACCAACAUUUUUAUCGCACUCCAAGUAUGAGUGUCCACGUAUAUGAAAUGCAAUUUUAAUGUCUGUGAGGCCAUGGAUGCGAUUGUUCGUUAAGUAUUGAAUGAAUCUAAAUAUCGUGUAGUUUUUGUUCUGCCCUCCUGCAGAAUCACAGAAAAUUUCCAAUUCCUGAACUUCGUCAUCCAAAUAGUUCAUAAUAACAUGAAAAAGGAAUGAGGCCACUUCGUUCGGUCCUUUUUUGGCAACGCUUUCAUGGUACACGUAAAAAAUGGACAUUGAAGGAGUACAUAGAAAGUUAACGUUUAUAAUAUACAUCGUUGGUAGCUAUCUGCGGCAGGGAGACAUUUUUAGCGAAAUCUAUGCAAAUAGCUUCUUUCUUUUUAUUUUUUCUUGCCUGGAUUUUGGCUUUCUUCUUAUGGUUGUAAAAAUAUUCCGCCCCCUUCUUAUGAAGAAUAUUGUUUGUUGUUAGCUGUUGAAUUUGUUGUUUAUCAGUUUCCGCAGAUAAAGCUUAAACUUUCGCUGUAUAUUCAUCACAAGUUGCACAAGUGUCCGUGCGGGGAUACCCAAAAGAAAUAUUAAAUUUCGUGUUGAAAAUCAUCCGGUAAGUAUCGUAAGAUACCACUGCUGCAGGGUGUAGGUAAUUCUUUGAAUAGUUUAUACAUUUUCUUUAUGUUUAGACUUUCUGGCAAAUAAGUUUUACCUGAAUCUUUAAGGCUAUAAUGACUCUAAAAAAAACUUUUGAAACUGUUGAUAUGGUUCUCAACCAGAGCUGCAGUGAUCCUAUUUAGCUGUCUGUGUUCCUUAGAAUGCUUACCCCUUCUAUCCUUAGGUGCACAACCCAUUGAUUUUAAACUUUUCUGCACAUAGUAAAUCUUAUUUUUGCUAAUGCCAUGUAAUGAGCAAAAUGCCUUUGCACAUACAGUAAUGUCAACCUUAGUUCUUGCCUCGUCGGUGACUCGAACUCUGUACGAAAAACUAGCAUCACGCAACUUCGCCUCCUCUUCUUCCUUUCGAGGUCGUCUCUGUGCCACGUGUCCUACAGUAACUAGCCCAGCCAGGUACAUAUUUUGUUCAUCGUGGGAUUGUAACUGGUUAAAGUAGCGUAAUAUCUAUUUUCUGUUAUGUUCAGAGAUUGAAUCAUAACACUUAAAUCGUUUGCAAUGGCAAGGGGGACCAGCUUCAUGUAUCGCAAGUCCUAAUUUUUUAUUUACAUCAGACAUCCGACCAGUUUUCUUCCUUUUUUUUUGGCUUACUAUGAAGUUUAUCACUUUCGUCCGAGCUUGACAUUACGGUAUAGUCACAAACACAAAGCUAAACAGAUGAUACAAAACUAACGAAACAAUAGUAAACGAAAAACAAUCUAACGGCUUUAACCCUAGAACGGUAUCGAUAUUUUUGCAUACGUUAUUGGUAUCGAUACGUACAUUUUACGUAUUAUGUUUUUAGAUCCACUUUUCCUUAUUUAAAAGUAAAUUUACUUAAUUUUAAAUAAAACUAUGUUAUUUUUAUUUAAACUGAAAUAUAAUAUUCAAAUAAAGACAACUUAAAUACAUGUAUUUUUAUAAUAAUAAAAAUAAUCAACUUUAAAAACUUAAAACUUAAAGUUUUUUUUUUAUAAUCAGAUGCACUUAGUGCACACUUUCUUUUGGUGUCGUCCGCAUAUGGCUUUCUUGCAUUUUAAACAGUACGUUGUGGUCAUACUCCUUUUUGAAGACGGACACAUAUGUCAAUACGUUCGGCGUCCUUUUUGAGUUACUUCAAGUCCCUCAUCUUGUUGCGGUUCUGGAUGUUCUUCUUCCAAUACUGUUUCGAUUAUAGACCGUAGACCUCGACUAAAACGUGGGUUUUGCAUCAAACGAGACUGUUGCCAGGGCUGUGUUAAUCCCAUAUGCAAAUCCUUCAUGUACUGAUUCCUUUGCACUGGAUUACAACCAUGUACUAUAACAUUGUGGUUAUAAAUAACAAAUUAAUUUAUACAGGCCAUGUUUAGGAUAUUAUAAAAAAUACACAUAAGCCAUCUUUUGGUCUUGCGAUUGCAAUUCAUAUUUUGACACAUCUGAUCAAAGGUAUCUAACGCUCCUUUUGUUGAGUUGUAUGUGUGAAUUAUUUCUGGUUUACUUGUUGUUGAAUUGAUAGCUCCUGUUUCGUGCAUAGUUGAUAGCAAUUAAACAUAUUUAUUGCUUUUAGACUUAUACGAGACUAUUGUUGCUUUUUCAGAAUAUCCAAACAUUGACGUGAGUACUUUCCUGUCUUUGGUAUUUUCUAUAAGUUCUGCUGGAACUUCCCGCUUAUUUUUCCUCAAAGUGCCCACUACAGUCAGUUUGUAUUGAUCUUUUAGCAACUUUUCGGCAAGAGGCAUACUGGUAAACCAGUUAUCCAUCGUCACAUUUCUGUUUGAUCCAUGGAUGGAUUUUGUCAAGGUUUCUACAAAAUAUUCCGCUAAUGGAAGACCAUUAGUUUGGGUAGACUUUCCGAUGUAGGGAGAUGCGUCGAUCAAAUAUUUUGUCGAAACGUCACAUAACAAAACAAGCUUUAUACCAUAUUUGGCAGGUUUGUUAGGUAUAUACAUUCUGAACGAACAGUUGCCACGAAAUCCAACUAACUGUUCGUCAAUAGUGACGUAAGACCCUGGUUUAUAUGAACUUCUACACGUAGUUAUAAAUUCGUUCCAAAUAUUUUCCACUGGUGCAAAUCUGGAAGCAGUUCUUCUUUCUUCACGGGUUGUUUUGUCGUCAAAACGUAAGCAAGCUGUUAAAAAUUCAAAUCGUUUUUGGCUCAUUGUAGCACGAUAUCUUGAACCACAAAAAGAUGUGCCAAACAUGGUAGUUGAACUAAGGUGAUUAUCUUUUAAAUUUGCAGCAAGAAUAUAUAAACCGAUUAGUGCCUUUACUUCCUCCAAAUUGGUUUCGGAAAAAGUUGCAUCAUUAGGACUGUAUUUCUGCUUCGCUAAAUUGAUUUGCUGAUUAGUAAAUUCUACUAUUUGAUUAAGAAUAUUGUUGGAAAUAAAUGUUGAAAUAGAUGAAAAGCUCGCAAAGGAUCAAGAAUACUCCGUAAUUCAGAUGAUGGGCCGGGUAUAACGUAUUUUUGAUGCUGUCUUACCGUUAUCAUUUUUUAGUGGUUUAGAAUGCCACGUGUAGCCAUUUUUUCCGAUCAAAACAUCUGUGUUAGCAAUCACCACAAGGUUUUUGUUAUCACUUUCAUCUUCUUUCAAAACCUAAACAGACAGAUAAAAUGGGUUAUAGUCAAAUGAUAUAUUACCUAGUAACAUAUUACCUGGAAAACAUCAUUGUUUUCUUUAUUUUUACCGCUUCGCUUUCUUUUGCUUUUUUUCGUGGCUCCACCUGAAGUUGAAGGGCAAUCUUUGCAUUCUGUAUUAUCACUCCAAACAUUUGACAAUGUUUGCACGAGAUUAGACUCUACUUCUUCUAUUGGUAACCAUUCUGGGUCACUAGCAUCAUCUAUUGACUCGGUACCGUCAUGGGACUCAUCGCGGUUAAUUUCAUCCUCAACUUCACUAUCACUACUUUCGUAAAGAAGAUUUUCUAGUUCUUUAUCAGUUAAACCGCGUUUAGACAUUUUACCCGUUAUCGGUAUCGACACGUAAAAAUGUCUGCUAAUAAUAUUCGCGUAAUAGUAUCGACACGUAAAUUUUAUGUAUUGCGUUUCCUAAAACAGCAUAUACCACACCCCCUGUGCACAAACAUUAACUGGCGACUAAACACUUCGCGAGGUACGAUAUUCACAAGAAGCUCAGGAGCCACAAUGCACUUUUGCUCUUUUGCUUGCGCACUUGUGAAGAAGAACAGGCUGAUUUUAUAUAGUUUAUUCUGUGUGUCUGCCGAGGAGAAAAUCGUAUUUUUCGAUUUAAAGAAGUUUUAUUGCAAGUAUUGGAAAUCAAUGACUCAAACUUGCCUUAAAACUUGUUGUAAAUAAGUCCCUAAUUUUCCAUUAAAAUAAAAACUAACCAAGUUUUUUUACAAAAUAUUUUUUUUUAUAAAAAUAAUGGACUUUCCCCAAUUCUUCAAUAAAUUUCAAGACAUUUUUGUUAAACAACCUAUAGUCUCAAAUAAUCAGCAAACCUUCCAAUCGAAAAAUCAAUAUCACAGUGUUCCGGAGUCCUCUUAAGUAGGAAUCUCACUAUUCGCUCACCAUUAUGGUACAUCAAAACAUGCCUCUUAUAGUUAGAGUAUUUUGAGAAUGGUUUGGAACAUUCCCUGCAAAAUACCAAAACACCAAAUACUUUUUUAGGUGCAAUAACUUUAGUUUUAUCUAAAAAGCAAAAAAUACAUUAAUAACCUACUCUAUAUACAGGGUGUUUUUUAGAUAUUGCGACAAAAUUCAGGAACGUGUUCUUUGGACAAAAAUUCGCAAAAAAGUUCCUAUAAACAUAGAUCCUAAACCUUUUAGAUUUUGAGCUACAGGGUGGUAAAGUUUUAACAAAAAAAUGAUUUUUUUUCGAUAAUUUAAGUUAUUACCCCUGUAGAUAUUUGUCCAAAGAUUGGUAUGCAGGGUCUGUGUAUCUAGAGCCAUUUACCAACACACUUUUAACAUUUUUAUGUUCACCAGUGGCGUGUGUGCGGGUUUUUCGCUGAAUACUUUUAUUAAAAAAAAUGGUACGCCACUGGUUUUUCUGGUAUUAAAAAAUAUUUUUAAAUUCCCCGUUUUAUUUGCAACAUUUUUGAUCCCUUGGACUUUGUCCGUUAGAUGCACGGUUUUCGCACAAAAAAUUAAAAAACAUUUUUCUACUUUGACUGAUCGCUAUAAUUUAAUGUAAAUUUAUUUAUUUUUUUUUGUUUAGGACCUAUGUUUAUAGGAACUUUUUUUCUUAUUUUUAUCCAAAGAACACGUUCCUGAAUUUUUUCGCAAUAUCUAAAAAACACCCUGUACCUAUACCAAACUAGUGAUGUAAAAUAAUCAAACAACUACAAAGUAAUCAUUUCUAGUGAAGAAUUUAAAAAAUGAGUUCCGAUUUAUGAAAUGUAAUGUUAAUUUGUGUUACUUCUUUACAUCAGUAAUUACUCAGAAUGUAUAGGUAAAAAUAAAAUAAACUUUAGUAAAUUUGAACGAUGAACCGCCUCGCCUGAAACUGACUUCCAAGUAAGAUUAAAUAGAAAUAAAAUUAACGAAACAUUUCUACUUACCAGGAUGAAAUUUUUUUUCAUGAGCUCGCAAAUUAGAACUUUUAGAAUAAUGUUUAUUGCAAACAUUGCAAAAUGUUUUAGUCUCCAUUCUAAACACUUUAUUCGACUUUAAUACUUUAAUGUUUGUAUCACUUGCAAAAACGAUUAAUUAAUAUACAUAUACGAAACGUAAACAAUUAACAUUAAACAACCGCAAUACACAAAAGACAAACUGAGGUUAGGUUCGUGUACGUACUACGUAUGCGCAAUCAAAAGAGCAAAAGUGCAUUGUGGCUCCUGAGCUUCUUGUACGAUAUUCACGCAAGCACUGGUGGGGGGUGAGAAAUAUCGAUCAAGAGGUAGGCGCUACACAGAAGAAAGAUAUGAAUGCGCACGUAAAUUUUACGUACGCUACCGUUCUAGGGUUAAACGCUGUUGACACACUAAUAAUGCGGUAGCAGGAACCGUGCCAGGUGGCAACGGCGGCGGCGGCGUUUCGUAAUAAUUACUGACUUGCCUGGUUUUUUCCUCUUUUCGCUUGACUUGCUUUUUUUCCCUUAUAGUAAAACUUUGAAGCCGUAUAUCGGCUGACUAGCAUGCUUUUUAUCCAGUUUAAGUGUUUCUUAAGAUACUUACGCUAAUUCUGAACUGAAUGCGCAAUAUAUGAAAAAAAUUGACUUACCUGUUUUUUUCCCUAACCCUUCAAUUAGUAAAAAAAAAACAGGACUUGCCUAAAAAUUACAGAAUCCCACCCAAAAAAUGGCACAAAAAAAUCUUGGUUAAAACUCAAAAAUAACAAUAAAAAACAAAUAGCACAACGGACGCAAAAAACGGAAUGAAGUUCAAAUUUAUCCGUGCUUUCCUUCACGUAGAUACGUGAAACCUUUCGGGCCUCUCAUUGGCUGAUAGCAAUCACGUGGUCUCUACGGAUCCAUAAUUACGUACCAAUGUGGAUUGAGGCUAAGGGUUCGCAUGCGUACUCUUAGAACUCGAUUAGAUGCGAAGACUUUUAAAUACAAAUUUAGGCAACUAGCAAAAUUUCGAUUUAUGCCGGUAAAGAUGGAGUAUAGGCAUCAUUAUUUAUGAUAAUAUUAAAGUUUUUAAUCGAAAAAAAGUAUUAAUCGCAUGCCAAUUACCUUAGGAGCCUAAAAAAUUACAAAUAAACACAGAAAAACUUUUUUUUUUGAUAAAUUUGAUGUAUUAAUUGCAAAUGGCCAAGAACAACACUCACGCUUUUCAGACGGUAGAUAACAUACUGCUGAACGAACGACUAUUGGAAGAGUUGGAUAAGUCUGGAAAAAUGGCGAACGCGUACUCUUAGGAAAUGCGUACUCUUGUGCGAUCCUACCCUAUUUAGGUCAAGGUUAGGAUAAUAAAAAAAUAUACACGGUGGUCCAUUUAAAAUACGGAAUUUUUAAUUUUUUAUAAUAGGUAGUUCUUUUUUAUUUUAACAUUUAAUAUAAGACGUAUUAUAAAUAUACUGACAAAUUUUUAACAAAACCUAAAUUAUCUCCAAACUAUGAGUUUUUCGCAUAUUGAAUAUAUCAUCAAAAAGACAAAUAAAGUUAAAAUGUCUUUAAAUACGUGCUGUAUUCCGGAAAAAAUUGUACCCCUGUAGCACAUGCAAACUAUAUUUAAAAUGUGCAGAAUAAAUUAUACAAUAGGUCAAGAGCAUAGCUACUCUGGGCACUCGCUGACUCACUCUGUAAAAGGGUUGGCAAUGGAACCACAUACUAAAAGUUUUGUUUAGAAGUGAAUCUCUGUGACUGGUUUCUCUUCAUCGAUCAAGUCGCCAACUUUAAAACUGUACCAACCGAAGGGGUACUAUGAAUACAAAUAUUCACAAAUGGUCAGAGCAAGGGAGCUUUUGCCUCAAACGUAGCAACUAGAGCUUGCUCCUUUAUUUGCAACUCGUAUGCUAAUUUUCUUGAAUAAUUAGUAAAUACAUGGUUUUCCACGAGGUGUCUCCGUAAUAUAGCGGUCUAGACGAGCUACAACUUAACAUUUUAUUCCCAAAUUAUAAUCAAAGGGGAGAACACUUUGGAAAACUGUUAGAAUUAUUGGAGCCAGUACUGUUUAAUUAAUCACAAGUACGAACUAAAUUCGUAAUUGAAAUUCUUUUUAGAGUCAAAUUAUUUUGAUAAACAAUGUAAGUAUACAGGGCAAAUAUGCUUUAAUACAUUUUAAAGCUUCAUUCUGACUAGGGCGAAUUUCGCGGAUUUUUGACAGAAUGUGUCAAAUACAGAUUUUAAAAUAUUCGCGGCGGGAAAUUUUAAGUUUUCUGCGAUGUUGAUGUUUAUCAUGGGAAAUAUCAUAAUCUAGAAUUAUUUGUUGAUGUUUUGUGUUGUGUUACAACAGUUACUGUUAGCCGUUUGGCACUGAUAAAAAGUUAAUUUAGUGAUGAAUGCUCUUAUUUACGAAGAUAUUAUUAUGUAAUUUUUUUAAUUCAUAUGUUUCAUAAAAACCGUAGACCUGCCACCUCCUCAUCUACUGUACCUGAAAAUGUUGGUACAGGGAUCUAAUUUUGACCAUUUUCUUACAAAUGUCACAAUAAAUCUACAAAAUGCCAGAAAUUUUUAUUUAUAGCUUUACAGAAUGUACUUUAUGUUACUUGGGUGUCACCAUCUAGGUCUUCAUAUUCCAUUAUUAAUUUCCUGUACUUUGUUAUUUACGUUAUUUUUUGCACAGAGGUCACACACCACAAAACAAAUAGUUAAAAUCUGAAUAAAAAUCAAGCGUUUAUUGUUUUCUAUUUAAAGGUUAAAAUAAACAAAUCAUAACAUAACAAAGAAAAAACUGAUAAUUAAUGACAGCUGACAGAAGAAAUUCGCAAUAUAGUUGAAUAUGUUUUAACUUUUUUACGAAUAUCCGCUUUUAUGUGUAUUGGUAAAAUAUGCGAAUAAAAAUUGCUUGUCAAAGAUGUAGGAAAUUCGCCCUACUCAGAAUGAAGGUUAAGUCUUUUAUAGCGGUGGUCAAAAGUAUGGUGAUUUUUAUUAGCAACAAAACUCCAAAGAGCAAGUUUUGGUUAAUUUAGAAAACGAAUAACUUGUCUCAGAAAAAAAAAUUAAAGAUAUUCCUAAUAUUCUCCCUGUGAUACUAUUACAUCAUUUACAUAGACAACUUAAAUGCAGCAAUUUAGUUUUAUUUGAUGGAAAACUCUUAAAAUUCUAAGAAGAAAUACCAAAAUUUUCAUUUCAUGAGAAAGUAAGGAAAGCUUUUUAUAGAUGAUUAUAAAUAGCGAACUUAAAAUGUAGGAAAUUUUAAAAUUUGACAAGCAAGAAACAACACCUGCAAUAGGGCAAACUAAUAUAUGAAAAAAAUUAUUAGAUAUCCCAUUCUUCUUGCAUUUAAUAAUUCUAAUAAUAAGCCGAUAUUUUUUACAAUUUUCAGCAAAUCAUAAACCACCAGUCGUCAAUCAAGCAACUACUAUAUAAUUAUUGCUACAAUAAUAUGGUUUAUAUGAAUAUCUGAACACUUAUAUCUAAAAUCUCUAUUGGACUUCUCUAAGGCUAUGACACUAUCAACUACGAAUUAUUUUAAUUCGGUCUUAAAUUUUAAUGACUUACACGUCUUAUAAACGUUCAUUUUGGUAACUUCUGAGUAUCUGAUAAGUGUUGUUUGAGUUUUUACGGUGUGUUUUAAUUCGAAGGGUUUCGGAAAUAAUGUCAAACACUUGUAAAAAUACAACUUCAAGGUAAAUUCCGAUAAAAAUUCUAGUAUUUGUUAUCAUAUGUGAGCACUUAUUUGAAUUAUUGUAAAUUGAUCUGAGAAAUAUUCAAGGUAUAAACGAAUUAUAUGUAUUAUAUUAUACGAAUUAUAUUAACAACGCGUCAUCAUCACACCAAGCAUUUCCAAAUUUCAAUAUAAAUUUAAAUGAAGGCAUAUCAAAUAUUCAAAUAUAUUUGAAACAAUCAAAAGCAUACACGGAUAAAAAAAUAUAUUGAAAAAUUUUAACCGUCAAAUUAAGAAAAACAAUUAAGGAGCUUGCGUUCAAAAGCGGCUAUAUCCAUUUUAAAAAAAUGUUCAGAAAUCGAAAAAACUUUUCAUCGGUUCGCCUUAAUACAUAGAGAUGGGAAAAAAAAUUUUAUUUGGAAUGUUUCAGGAAAGUUGUUUGAUACAAUUAAAAAAAAAAUUUGAACUGUCAAUAGUUUUAAAAAAAAAUUGACAUUUAAUUUGGAUAUAGCCGGCAUGGCAAAGCGUUAAAAAAUCUUAUUAAAAAAAAUUUAAACGCAAGAAAUCAUUAUUUUUAAUUUUUAAACUGAAACAAAAAAUACAUUUUUAUUGUAAAAAUACAACACAGACAAGAAAAUUAAAAAAAAAACAGAAAAAACAGAAUAUUUCAAUGUGAAGAGCAGCUUGUUCAUCUAAACAGUCACAUGGCUGAUCCUGUUCACCCUCAUUUUCUUCCAUGUCGUGUAUUUCUAUAUCUGGAUUACCAGAUACGAGUAAAUCUUUAUACCAUUUUAGGUCUGCUCGUGACAUCCAAUUUUCACCAAAGAGCUCUUUCAAAAGCUUCUUAAUAGUAGGUUUCUUUUUAUCUGGCGAACAGUUUCUGGGCUCUAUAAUAUUAAGGACAAGGUGGCUAUCAUCCUUUCCUUUCUUCAGCAUCUGACACGGCUUAAUAAAAUUUGCAGGUUCAAACCGAUAAUAAAGAUGAGUAUUCACCUCAAUCUUAGGAUUAUUUUGGUUUUUGCUGCUUUUUGUAAUAAAAAUAGCAUAACCGCAGAAAUUGGUAGUUUCUGUUGCAAGAAAACUUCAUUUUUCCUAUUUAUUUUAUAUAGAAAUUCUUCAUUUUUCCUAUUUUUUUUUAUAGAAACAGUAAUUAUACUAUAUAACGAGCUACAAAUCGACUAAAUUUCAUUUAUUUAUAACCAAAAUUUGAAUUUUGAAUCUCAAACCAAAUAAUAAAAACCCCUCAAAAAAAUCUUGUUGUUGAAAAACUGCAAUGUUGUUCUUGUAGUAUAUUACUACUUUUAAAAAAAAAAAUGGCGUUCCUGCAAUAUCUGAUGAUUAAGAGCUGAUCAAAAAAACCAAUACAAUUUUCCGAUUCAGCUUUCCCCAAAUGCUUCAGAAAAUAUACUCAGAGCCUUUUAACAAAUAUUUUUUUUCUCGUAGUGUUAUUUUUCUAAUAGAUUUCUGUAUGUGGAGCUUCCAUAUUCUAAACGUCAUAAUCUUCUUCCAUCUCACGUCCUCACAGAUGUUCAGUAUGGGAAUCUUUAAAAAUGAAGCUGCCAGUUUAGUUUUAGGUCAUUUUAAAUUGGUUUACCCACCUGGUCUAGAUAAAUCAGUGAAUAUAGAACAGACGCUCGUAACUUUUUAAGCUAUCAUCUAUCAGCUAUAUAAUGACAUUCCUCCUGAUCUUAAAUCACCGCUUAAUAAUAAAAUUACUGUUUUAGUAGCAUGGAUAUACACACAUCAAAAUGGUCUAGGGAACACAUACAAAUAUGUUAAUAUUUUUGAGAAGAUUGGAAAAAAAGUUAAUUAUUGCAAUUUUUUUACAUUAUUCGAAUAAAAUAACAGUAUAAUUAUUAACUUUUUUUGUAGAUUAUAAUUUACUCAUAAUUUAGGGCCCAAAUAAAAAUAAAGAACAAAAUCCAUUAUAAAAAUAAAAAUUUACCAAAUACAAAUUAAACUAGUAGCCAGAUGGUCCACCUCUAUUAUUAAUAACACUUUGGCAUCGCCUAGGCAUACUUAAAAUUAAAUUAUUAAUUAAUUCUUGGGGCAACUCCUCCCAAACAUGUGUCACAGCAAGACGAAGCUCCAGAGUGCUUUGAAAAAAGUCAAAUCGUUGAAGAAGUUGCCUUUUUAACCAAUCCCAAACAUGCUCAAUUGGAUUAAGGUCCGAUGAGGUAGAGAGCCAGGGUAGAAGAUUGAUUUGAUUUUCCUCAAUACCGAUUCGUACAAGCCGUGCUCGAUGUGGUGGGGCAUUAUCUUGUUGCAACAACGAAUUUGGGCCCAUUUCGCGUAAAUAUGGAACAAUUACAGGCAGUAGUAUAUUAUCCCUAUAACUUAUUCCAGUCAUUGUAUUUUCCACAAAAAUGAGGUUCGUUUUUCCGUCAAGUCUAAUGCCACCCCAAAACAUUAGUGAUCCACCACGUUGCCUUACUAGUUCCCGGGCAUGACGCAAACGACUUUCAUUUCCUUUCUCUCUCCAGACACGAAUUCUACCAGAAUCAGGAUAAAAUGAAAAUCGAGACUCAUCCGUAAAAAGAACUGUGGUCCAUCUUUCUUGAUUCCAAUUAACAUGUUCUUGGAACCACGUUAAUCUUGCACCUCGAUUUUCUAAAGUUAACUGAGGAACCCUUAGGGGUCUUCUGGCAUGAAGUCCUCUCUCAUGCAAACCGUUUCUAAUAGUUUGACCUGAAACCUCGACGUUAUGCACUCGUGAGAGCUGCUGAACCAAAACAGAGGCUGUUACCGUGCGAUUUCUUUGAGCUUGCAAAGUUAUAAAACGGUCUUGGGCAUGUGUGGUAACUCGCGACGGGCCUUGAUGCCGUUCUCUAACAUCAUUUGUCUCUAUAUCUUGUCCACAAACGGUUAAUUACACUGGGAGAUGUCUUCAAAGCUCUUGCAACGUCUCUUUGACUUGUUCGUGCCUCAAGCAUUCCGACUGCUCUUAGCAUUUCCUCUCGAGUUAAAUGUCGUCUUUCCAUUUUUAUUGAAUAAAAACUAAAUCACAGUUGUUCGGUUGGAACCACAGAAAAUGCAAUAUUGCGUUAGAAUUUAAAAAUUAUAAUCCGCGUUAUUUCGACAAAAAGUGCAAGUAGCAAAAAACGCUGUUCUGGCAUGAUUUUAUGUACCCAAAUAUUUAUUUUACUUCGUUGGUAUCUUAAUAUUAAAGGUAGUAUCUAUUCUGUAUGAAAAUAUAAAUAUAUAAAAAUUUAUAAGGCGAAAAAAACUAUUUUUCUAAGUGUUCCUUAGACCAUUUUGAUGCGUAUAUAAGUUUGGGGGGUUUAUAACUUGAAAAUCUCGUUUUACUUAUUUCCAGAGGUUCUCAAGUGCAGUCAAAUCGGGACUUCGGGGUUGCCAAUUCAAAACAUUCACCAAAUUAUCUAAGCCAGUUUUUUUACCAACCUUGCUGAAUGGGUCAGUUUUUUCGGCACUUUUUUCUUUUUCAUUAUUAUAGACAAUUUUACUUGGCAAAUGUUCAGAAAUGUUUGGAUUCGUGACGGACUGACCUUCUUCUGCAGGUAAAAGUUUCUCAAGCACAGCCAACCGGCUUGCCUAUCUACUCCACCCAUAUACUCAUAUUUUGCAAUAGGCAUUGGUUUUUCCUUUUCCUGUCCUCUUCUAUUCUUGACCAGAACUAUUUCGUUUUUGAAUUCUGUGGAUAUAUAAAGGACAUCCCUUUUAUCUUUCCACUUACCAACCAUAACGCCAUUUAAGUACUGUGAUUUAUAUUCACCUAAAAAAAACAAUAGCUAGAACUUCCAGAACUAUUAGAACACAAGAAAAAGUGACUAACCUUUUCCUAAUUUAGCCUUAACAACAUUUCUAUCGGCAUGUAGAGUACCCUUGCAGAAAGUUUUUUGUUGCAGUAAAAUUUUGGCCAACUCAAAAGAAUUAUAGAAAUUAUCCAUAUAUGAGGAGUGUUGGAGCAAAACCGAAUAAAUCCACCAAACAUGAUUUUGAGAAAAACCCGAAUUUUUAAUAACGCAAAAAGUAUUUUCUUUUUCUUUUUUUUUUGGUAGAACAUAUUAUUGGAGACGUCGUUCAUAAUACAUUCUACUUAAAUACAAUUUUGAAAAAUUAUUAUUUUUUGAAAUAUAACAAAACCAAAAAUGGAUUUAUUCGGUUUUGCUCAAAAGUAUUGGAUUUAUUUAAUUUUGUCCAAAAUUUUAUUACCAAGCAGCAAUAAAAACAUUGUUUUAAACAAGAGAGCUUCAUUUCUUAAAAUAUUUAACCAAUAUAUUCAGAAAAAAUAAAAGAAAAAAUAACAAAAAAAAAUUCUUUAAACAACACAGUCAUUAACUAAAACCUAAAUAUGGAGUGCGUAUUCUUCCUCCAAGCAGUCGCAAUCAUUGCUAAUAUUAUCCUCUUUCUGAGAAAUUUUCUCAUUAUUCUCACCUUCGUCUUUACACGGCAGUUUUUCGUAUCAUUCAAAUUUUUCUUCACUUGCCCACUCUUUUUCAAAUUGUUUUUCCAUCAGUUAUUUUACACUCUGAAUUUUUUUUUAAGGAAUGGUAUUGCGCAGCGGGGCCUCUGACAACGAAAAGUUCUUUAAAUUCUUUCCUCUUUUAUAGAGAUAUUUUUUAACUUCUUAUUGGGCUUCGAAUCGGUAGUGUUGGAAGCAUGCGAUUGAUAUCUUGAUUUCUCCAGUUUUUUUAAUGUGAUUUUUUUGUAAACGAAUUCGUUUUAAAUCCGAUAUUCCUGCAACUUUAUUAAGAUAAUCUUGUAAUUCCUUGAUAUUGAUAAUUUUACACUCUGAUCCUAAGACCUUAACAUUUCUUCAACUUUUUGAGUUCAUGGAAACACAGCAGAAUGAAUACAUACUUAUUUGGUGUGAAUAAAAUGCAUCAGAAAUAGGAGUGCGCGGUAGCGGCUGCACCUGUUUUAAAUCGAAGCAAAAUGUCAAAUAAUUUUCUGGCUCUUCUUUACAAUGGGUAUAAAAAGCUUGGCUUCUUUUCUUAUGAACUCUAUAUUCAGUCAUAUUCUCUACUUUACACUGAUUUUCAGCCUGUUCAUUAUAAAUUUGGCGUAAUUUUUUAACACUGAGAUUGGCCGGUAAAUAAAUCCUUCUAGAUUUGCUUCGAUUAUAAUGACUUUCAGUAGCUCUUAAUUUUCCGAUAAACUCUUGAACUUUAUCCCGUUUAUCCCGAAAAUUACGCGAAACUGCGGUAAACGGCGAGCCGGGACAAGACUAAUCAGAUGAGCACUACUGACUACUGCUAAAACUAUACUGUUAAACUGUUUUAUCCCGAUAACACAUAAAAUAUGCCGCCAACAGCCGUAAAAGGUCAUUACCUUUUUUAUUCUAAGUUAUACAACCCUGGUGCCAUCUCUUAUUACGUUAAUUAAAUUUUCUGGAUUUAUUCGGUUUUGAAUCAAAAGUGGAUUUAUUAGGUUUUGCUCGAUAACAUCGAUUUCCAUACCGAAUUUUAAUAGGGAUUUAUUCGGUUUUGCUCGCAUCAGAUAGUUUAUAAAGUGUAAUUUAACAAAGUCAGCAACUCAUUUUUCAUAAAAAGUGGAUUUAUUCGGUUUUGCUCCAACACUCCUCAUAUAUCGAAUGGCCGUGAAGAAGUUUGCCGCGUAACAAUUCUAAAACCACCUUUUGGGAAUGUCCUUUUCCUCCUAUCGCAUCAAGCUGACCAGUAUAUACCAACAUUUGGAGAAUAAGCCCAUCGGGUUCCGUCAACAUGUACAGUUUUAUGCCAUAUUUAUGGCGCUUAUUCUUCAUGUACUGCCGGAAAAUAAGUCUGCAUCUCCACAGUACCAUUGACUCGUCCAAUGACAGGUUUUUUCCAGGAUAAUACACUUGGUCCAUCUUGAGAUUCAGAAAUUCCAAAACAGGCCUAAUUUUGUAAAGGCGAUCAGCUGGUCCUGUCUCUCCAUAUUCCAGAUUUUUUGAAAAAUGUAGAAAUCUCAUAAUAAGCAAAUAGCGAUCCCUACUCAUGUAUUUUGAAAAACAUGUAAGAUUAAAUAAUCUAUGUUUUUUCCAGUAGUCUUGUACCCGAUUAAUUUUUAUGGUACCAGUAUGAAAGGUGAUUCCAAUAAAUCGAAGCAAUUCUGCUAUUGUAAGAUCUUUCCAUUCAGAAAUUCUCGAUCGGGAAGAGGUUUCUGAAUUUAAAAAAGUUUCUUCUGCAUAGCGAUUGGUUUCCAGUACUAUAUGGUUUAAAAAAUCACCAUCAAGGAGCAUUCUAAAAUCUCUUCUGCAGGAUUAUCUGGUUCAAAUAAAUCUUCAUCUUCAGAGGAAUCCGCUAAAAACAUAAAAACUUUUGAAUUCAAAGAAAAUGCAUAACAACAUUUCUUACAAUCGGUCUCUUGAUUUUCGGCAGAACUAGAACCAUAUAAGGAUCGGAUCAAUUUAGAUCUUGGGUGCGACUUGGUUAUUGAUUGGCGAACGUUGAUUUUUUGUUAUACCUAUGCUAUAUUUGAAGAGAACAUGUAAUCCCCGGAUAUUUUCCAUCAAGUAUGAACUUCUCAGAGUAUUUCAGAAAUUUUGUUUACAAUUAGGUGUGAGCGGACGAAAACCUUUUCCUAUAAGAUAGUCAAAGCAAAUUUCAUUUAAAAGUUACAUUGGCGACAAAAAAUCGUGUAUUUUCUUAACCGUCGGAUAAACAUUUGGGGUUUUUUUUAAGCGAAAACCGAAAGAAAAACCAAGAGGGCGAGUUUGCUUAGCAAUGAACGAGGCUUGUAAUGGUGUUUUUAUUUAAAAAAAAAACUAGUAGUGUAGUAGAUAGAUCUUGAAAAAUAUUCAAUGCAAAGCUCGUAGAUACUUAAUAAAUUACAAAAAAGUUAUUAGGAUUUGUAUGAGUCGACAGGUGAGAUUCAUAUCAUUGGUACGAAUCAUAAACCGAUUUUAGGCGAAUAACCAAAGCGUUUUGGGUUUUACCAAUUUCCGAUUAGUAUUUACCAAAACGUGUAGAUGCUGUUGGUUUUUAAAAAGUGACGUCAUCAACAUACUGUAAAAGUUGUCACCAACAUUAGCGGUAAAUACUCAACUGCCUAGUAGUUUUUCAUUUUUGGUUAAUGAGUAAUAAAAAUAAAGUCUGAAUUUUUAUACAUUGUACUUCAUUAGCCGAAGUUCUGGUGAAGGCACUUUAUUAGAAGGGAUAUAUUUCUCCUUCAAAGCAAAAAUUAUUUCUUGCGUUUCGGAAUAAAGUGACUGCCUAAAAAUAUAAUGCCUGUAAAUAUUUUAAAACUAACACGAAAUUUGCAGUAAAAAAAAUCGACAGCCAGUAAGCACAUAAGUCUUAUUCUUGGAUUAGCAAUAUUAGCAUUACAAAUAGAGAUGGUCAUGGAUAAUCAAAUUAAUGUAACAAAAAAUACUUCCAAAAGAACAAAACAUAGAUCCUAAAUAAUGUCUAAAUAAACGAAAUUAUAGCAGCUACAAACACAAGAAAUAAAUACAAGAGAUUAGGAAAUAUGACUAUUUAUAAAGGAAUAUUAUGUAAGAAAUGAGAAUGUUGUUGUUGAAAAAUUGUUUCUGGUUAUUAUUUACUAUUAAUAAUCAAUAAACAAUGGUUAAACCAAAACGUUUAAACAAAACCAAGGAUAACCACGGUAAUUACCAAUAAAUUGUGGUUAUCCGCCUAAAAUCGGUUAUAUAAGUACAACCCACCUCUACAUCGGUCCAUAAUUCUUUACUAAAACCCAGUGGAGAAAGUGGAAUCAUUAAAAGUUAAGUGUAUCAUAAGCUGUGGAGAAGUCAUAGAUAGAAUCCGCCUACUGUUCAAUCGUCAACGCUACAAGCAAAUCAGUUUAAUAUAUAGCAAAAUUAUUAGUAAAGGCUGGGCCCUUAAAAAAACUAAAGGGGCUAUAAAUUUCAAUACAUCCAUGAGAAAUUAUUAAAAGUAAAUAAAAUAGGGAUAAUGCAUAACAGCAAUUUGUUCUUGACCUGUGGAUUAUCGAAACAUUUUCUCUUUAAAACCUAAUAUUGUAGUUAUUUGAGAGAACUUAUCAGUUCCAUGCUUUUAGCCACCACUGUAUACGAAAUUUUAAACUAUAGUAAUUAAUUUUUAAUGCUUCUAUAAAAAAUGUAAUGUGUGUCAGUUUAACUUUAUUUAAAAGACGAGAAAUUAAAAAAAUGAACACGAUUACGGCCUACGGAUAGAUGACAGGCACAGGCUGAAUAAUAAAAAAAAAAGGUAAAAAUUUAUAUAUAAUAAUUAUUAUUAGGGAAAUAACCGUCAAAUCUAUUAUAUUGGCUCCGAAAAUCAUUUACAACAAAAUACACUUAAAGCAAGAAAAAAAAAAUGUAGUAGAUAUAUAAGCAAAUCGGUCUGAUCCAUAGAAUGUAGGAUUUUUUAUAUGUAUGAAAUGUCUUGAUUGGGACAGAAAUUUUCGCCCCGCAUUAAUUGGGUGGGAUUUUUUUGAUAUUUUUACGAAAAUAUCCGGACCUGUACUCGCAAACUGACUGAACAAGAUUAUGAUAGUAUGUAAUAUGAAUAGUUUGUAAUUGUUUCUUUAAAAAAAUAUGAUGGUGGUGAAAUUAUGAAUAACGUUAUUCUGUUAAAGUAUGCCGCCCCCUCUCCCCCCGGAAAUAGAUUUGGAUUUGCCAUAGGCCAGUUUAAACAGAAUCCGGAUAUUUUUUAAUUAAGGACCUGUAAGUUUAAACUCGAAAAUUUACAGGUCGGUCCGCCGUUGUAAGGCGUUUAACUGUGAUAUUCUUGUGGGUCAGGCCUCCCCCUAUUUGUAACUAUUAACAAAAAAAAAUAUUAAUGAUUAUGGUAUAUUUAUAAUAUUCUUCUUAUUUUUGUUUUUAAUCUAGUUUAUUUUUUCACUGGGCAAGUCGGGUUAUAGCUUUACUUUAUCCAUACUAUCUGAACGUUUCUAAAGACAAACUAUAACAUGAUGACGCGUUUGCAUGUGUUUAAUCACUUUCUAUUAGGGUUUAUUUAAGUAAUAUGUUUAAGCAUGAAAUUUAUAAUAUUUUUGGUGACAUACAGGGCUUUAUUUUAGUAUGUGGUCGAACCGCAAAGAGUGAUUCUAAAACAGUUCUUACAGCAUAUCCCAGGGAAACGUCUGAUUAUAUUAAACCCAAAUCAUGCUUCGAUUCAAGCCAAAAAUAAAGUGUGCCUAGACAAACACUUAUUUAUAUUUUGUUGUUUGACCCUUCGGGACACAUAGGUUAGGAAACAAAAUUAAAAAUUAUAAAUGCUUAUUAUAUAUUAGAUAUAAAAAUAAUAAUAUAAAUUUGAAUAUUUUAAUUUAAAUAUAUAUCAUAUUUUUAUACAUACAAUAAAUAUUUUAUAAUUUAUCAAUCGUUUUUUCCCUCUUUUUUUUUAAUGAACUUAUUACCAUUGUAAUGAAUUUGACUGUUUUUAUUCUUUGUCCUAGGGUGUAGAGGCCGAAACGCUUUUUUUUUUGUCUUGAAUUGGUUGACAGUAGGGGAAACUGUUGAUUCUUGGACCAAUUUUCACAACUUUUUUUUUAUUAUUUUUAACUACGAUUUUGCGUCUUUAAAUAUGUCAAACUGUUGUUUAUACCCUUAGCACAAAAUGGCAUUUGAGAAUUUAAUAUAUCUACUUAAAAAAAUGCAAUACAAAACCAUUGCAUAGUGUUCCAUGGUACACUAUGCUCGUGUACGUUGGUACAUGCAUCUUAUACCUUGGGCCAAGCAUAAAACAAUAGGUAGAUGCAAUAAUAAAUUGUUUUGGAUAAUAAUACAAAAAACUAUUACAUUCUUCGCCACUUUUGUCACUAAACUUUGAGGAAAAGCAUUAUACGCAUAAUUCUUCAUCACCACAGUCUUCAUUACCAGUUGAUAUAAGAGACAACACCUCAGAUUCCUGAUUUUCGGAAGAUAUUGUCCGGAGUAAAUGCACGAGGAUAUGCUGUUCCCAAAGUUUCUUGCAACGUUGUAGGGUCUAAAGGCUUUACAAAGACCUCACACAGGCUGUAGCUUGUAGGUAAGUGGAGGGAUAUGUAAGAAUUACAAUACUUACAUCAGAUGCCUUGUCAAGAAUUGCUGGGCCAAGCUGGGUUUCAUGAUGGUCUAGAAUUAACAGGGUGUGAUCAUCCUUAAAACUUUUUGCCAAAAUUAUCCAAUAAUUUCAUAAUCGCUUUUUCGUUUGAUCAACCUGAUGGCUUUGCUUUGUCUAUAUAUCCUACUGACCGUUCCAAAAAGCAUCCUUUCUUUAAAGCGGACUCGUAGAAAAAUCAACAUAGGAUGCAACGAAUUCAUUCAGUGCACCAAUAACAGUUACAAGGCCCUUAUUUCAGCCGAAGUAGCACUGUGUACCUGCUUUCCAACUUUAGUUCACCUAGUCUUUGAACUAUCCUCAGCCCUGUUUCGUCCAGGUUCCAAAUUUUAUCUGGGAAUAUCGGACCAUAUUUUCUAUUUAUCUUAAUAUUGUUGUAAAAAAGUCUCAACGUUAGUCUUGUUAAAGCUUCUCUUUCAGCUUAAACUAGCAGCCUAUGCUUAUGGAAUUAAAAGUUGUUUUUCAUGUCGUUUUAGAAAUCCUCUCUCAUCCAUUCUUCGUCGGCGAUUUUAUCAUCUUUCCAAGAAUCUGGUAUAUUUUUAUUAUUAGUUUUUGAAAAAAGUUAACUUCUGACGCCCUUCUUUGUUAAACCGUAUUGCAUUUUGGCUAUAAUUUAAAUAUAAGUGACAAGGCUUAAUUCUUCUCCAUCUGUAUAUACUUUCUUCACAGCAUAAUAGGUUGAAUAGUGAUACUCGGUGUUUUCUUAGUUGUUAAAUUUCGGUAGUUGCCUAGUAAACUUCUUUUUUUAAGACCACCCGUACGCAGAGUGCUUGUUUCAGCAAAUCUUCGUCCACUGGCUUGCUUUUAACACCAUGUUCCAAACACAACGUUAUCUGAACAACAGUUGUAUCUAGAACAACAUAAUAGUAUGUUAAGCAACUCGAGUCGAGUUGUCAUAUGUUGCAACGUCUUGUACCAAGACCCACUGACCCAAGGUACAUGAUGAUGGUUUGACUCGAGGUAAACUAUACAAUGUUCUCAUAUAAUACAAUGAUCACAUAUUUAAACUUGCUGCCCAUAUAAAACUGUCUAUGUAACCAAAAAGUCAGCUAUCCAGUGUUUGAUCUGAAAUAUUCCCAGCUUCCGCCUCAAGACAGUAUUUUCGUUCAACAGUUCAACAGUUUCACAAAAACUUUAAAAUUAAUUAAUUUUUAGCACACAAAAAUUACUUUCGUUCACCAAAACUGUAACAGUUCAUUUGCACCGCUAUAACUCAACUGAGAAGUUGUUUAGAUCAAGAUUGUGGACUGGGCCCGCUAGGAAUCAGCUACGCGAAGUGGUCCAAGGUACACUUUGGUCUAGGUACAACAGUUUUUCCUAUAUACAAUAAACAUUUCAUAAUUUUUAAUUCUGUUUCGUUGCACUAAUGUGUCCUGUGAUUUUUUUGUGGGUUUCAUUUUCUUACUUUCAUCUUCCUAAGAAUGACUUUAUAGAGAUCGAAACGUCGACAUAUUAUAUAUAAACAAAUUCUUCUUAAAGAACUUUUUUUUGGUCUGAAUCAUUUGACAGUGCAAGAAUUACCAUCAAACUAAUAUACUGCAGUUCUAAUAUAUUUUCUAUAUACUUGCAUAAUAUUCUCUAUAUACUUUGGGAAGUCACUGUAUUUACAUAGCAUAUCGGUGGUCUAAUUCUAAUAUCCCGUAAGUGUUAAUAAAUCUAAAUCGAGAUUUUAGGUCAUGCUUUUCUUGGUUUAAAUUAUGUUAGAAGGUAAAAAAACAACGAACUAACUUACAAACGGGUUAAUAGUUUACGACAGAUACGUAUUGAAAGUGAAAUAAUUAAAAAAUAUCAAUACGAGAAUGUGUCAAUAUAUAGCUGUUAAAAAGGCAAAUUAUCGAAAAUCUCAUAAUAAUUUUUGGAAGGAAUUGUUUUAAUUUCAUUUAAAUCUUCCCACUUCGUUUGAUUUUCUUUAGCCCUGAGUGGAAGAGGCCGACAAUUCAUCAUCCAAAUGUAUUUUAAAUUCUAUUUUGUGUGUAGUUCUUUGAACUAGAUACUUACCAGGUCGAACCUAAUUAUACACCCAUGUAUCAAUUACCCGUCCUUUUAAUUUCCGUUCAAUAAAGGCGUGAACACUAUUUGUCCAUUUUUCUAAAUAUUUUUGUUCAAUUACUGUUUUCAUUUUAAUGGAGUAGUUUAGCAAUGCAUUAGACAUGACACCAUUCUUAUUUUGGUAGGAACAACCGUCUGAGUAAAGAAUUAUUGGAAUCUUUUUAAUACACUUGUCUUUAAUAAAGUUAUAUACAAAAUUUGUAAAAGUUGAAGCAUUUAGCUCCCCUUCUGUUUCGUUAAACCAAUAAUUUGUACAAACAUGGAAAUCCAUAUUAUAGAUUAUCAAGUUGUGUACACUUAGCUUGGUUUUUUUAUAAAUGGCACUUUUAUUUGGCACUGGAGAGAUUUUCACAGCCUGGAUGUCUCCGUUGUUUUUUUUCUUACCAAGAACAUUCUUUUUUUCUUUCAUGUUCCUCCCCUUCACCAAUAUUUUUCGAUUGCUAACCACAACAAUUAUCGCACCUAUCUUUUUUGCGUUGAUAUAGAUCUAAAUUAAUUUUUGAACAUACUUGAUCAAAUAUUGAAUUACUUAAAAUGAAUUCGGGGAAUGAAUUCUCUUUACAAUAUUUUUUUGUACAGUUUGUAGAGAUCCGUUCCCAGUCUUGAACUACCUUCUUUAAGGCCCAUUCUCAAAAAAUAGUUAAAAGUUCCAUUACGGCGGGAAUUCUCUGCAGUAGAACUUCUCCUUUUGAAUACCUAUUCGAUGUUAGUUGUGACAUAAACGGAUUUUUCUCUUCAGUUUCGUCUCAGUUCAUAUUUUGUCAAUAACUACUGGAAAUACUGAUUCUUUCUUUUUUUAUUUUCUCGCAUGCCUUUUUGUCUUACUGAGCGAGUAAUUCCUUUUUAACAGUUUCAUCUCUUUUUCUUCUUCAUUAUAUUUUUAUCCCAGUGUUCUCUCAGAGCCGUACGAUUUCUUUUUUUAUUUGCUUCAGAUUGUUCUUUUAAAUGCUGGUCGAGUUCUUGUUGUUCCAGGCUAUGGUCCAUGCUGAUUGUUUCUUUUAUUUUAUCAUCAAAAAAACCACUGUCAAUCUCGUCCACUUCUUAAUCCGGGUCUAUUACUACUACUUCACUUUCAGCUCAAUAUUUAUUAUCUCUAUCUCGUUUAAUUGAUCAAUGUUCACACCAUUAAAAUUACCUUUAUAGCUUUCCGUUAAGAUCAUUUAAGUAUAAUUGAGCCAGAAAUUUGCCAUUUUUUUCAGUUAAUAACAAGUUCUGAUUGCGAGCUUUUUUAUUAUUGACUAGAUAAUCUUCGAAUAUGCAAAGAAACUCAACAGUAAGCUUAUCUAGAAUUUCAAUUAGAACAUUUUGUAGCUUGAUAUGUAGCCAGAGCCGUAUCAUCUACGACUUCCCCUGGCAUCUUACGCUUCCAUUUCUUCGUAAUGUUACUUCGCCUCGAAAAUAACGGAAUCACAGAAACUUGGUCUCUAUUCUUGCAGGUGGUUCUCCAAAGUUUCCAGUAGUGUCAGUGUUUUUUCCAAAGCAGAGUUUUAUAGCUUGAAUCAUUUUUUGCAUUUUAUCAAAUGUCUGAAGUAUUUCUAUCCAGAAGAAUGGAACAACAAUAAAAUCGAAUUUUUCAAUAGCUGCGAUAACCAACGCCGCAUCUUGCUCGUAUCAACUAUCUCAGCUUGUGUAUCUUGUAACUUUUUAAGGGCAUUUCUCCUCUGUGUCAGACUGGCACUUGACUGUAAUUUUUUUAAUUCUUUGAAGACCUCGAUGAGUAGAUCUCGAUCUAAAGAAAGUAUAUAUUCGUUCACCUGCGCCAAAAAAAAUUGCUUGCGAAUUGAUUGAACUGUCACUAAAUUAAGCCAAUGAUUAUCACAUGAAAUAACACUGGCUACUUCAUUUACAUUCAAUAUUCUUUUUUGCGCUCCUGUAUGCAUAUCUGCUAUAGUUGCUUGAUUAUCAUAUGUUCAUAUGUUAUCCAUUAUCAUGGAUUCCGCGUCUUUCCCUUUCAUAGGAUUGAAAUCAAUAAAUGAUGUAAUGUAUCGAAUAAAAUAAAUCGACUUUGUUCUCAAGUAAUAGAAAUUUUUCGGAUAUCAUGAGAGAAGUACGACAAUGAUUCUGGAGUUGCACACACUCUACCUACGUGAGCCUUUAGGGCUAAAAAAUUUCCUGAGUUAAUCAUUUUUGGUAAUCGAUUCAGGAUAUCCUCUUAGAUCUAAAUGUUGUUGCCCGAGAGUACAAAUUGCAGCAAUGAUACGCUCGAGAAUAUGUUGUAGAGACUGUGAUUGCUUUGUAAAAUAAUAUAAGGCCAAAUAUAAUUUAGUAAUUAUUGAAAUUAAGAAUCGAAUUCGUUGUCACAACAUUUUUACUGUAUUCAUUGGCGCGAAAAAGUAAUUUUUGAAUUUUUUGCAGAUACGUGGUAUUAAAGAAUUAGGCCGUCGAUAUAGUACUUAAUGUGACUGAUUAUUUCAUCAUUAAAAAAUUUAAUUUAAAUAGUAAGAAAACAAGUAAACCCUUUUCUACUAUAAAUGCCAAACUUUUCGUCUAAGAAUCACUCCUUGUACACACCCUGUAUAAUUGAACCUUUUGCUUUUAAAAUACGAAAUUUCGUUUGCCCAUUGAAAACUUUAAACGUUUAAUUUUCAACGAUAUUGCUGGCUUAGUCUGGAGCAUAGUUAAACAUUUUAAUAAUUCCAAAUAGAUUAACUAACAUUUUAUUGCUGGGCUGGCAAUUUCACAUUUACAUUAUAACUCUUUUAAUGAAAUUCAUUUUCGAGCUUAUAAGAACUGUAUAUGAUAUUUUCCCGACGUUUAUCUAAUUAUAGGCCCAUUUUUUUAUGUAUAUUUAUGUUUUGUAAAUAAUUAUUAUAUUGUUUAGCUAAAAAAUUUUAGUUUUUUACGUAUAACUGUAAGCUCUGGGUAACGUUUAAAUUAUAUUUUGAACAAGGCGUAUUAUUUCGAGCUGUCCUAAGUUGUGCCUUUCAUUAUUUUUUUUUUAUUUAUAUACAACCUAAUUUAGUUAUUUUAUAUUAUCAUUGGCCUAGGCUAGAGAUAGAUCGGUUCUUAUAUAAAUAAGACUUCAAAAGUCUUAAUUUUGCUUUUAAAUUCUGUAACACUCCAAUUUUGAUUUUUAUAUAAGGUUUAAAUCAUUAUGUUCUUUUUAAUUAUAAUGUAGGCAUUCCUAGGUCUCAAAACAGAUUUUACGUUCUAAGCUAAUUUCAUUGUUGAUCAAUCGUGUGUUUACAUGUUUUUUUUGGUUAAAUAAAUUAAAUAUAGUUGA
Messenger RNA from Anthonomus grandis grandis, 33618 nucleotides. Its product is annotated as nuclear pore complex protein Nup153. The record is from RefSeq and is a predicted model, not a curated record. The transcript has 10 exons. Lineage: Eukaryota; Metazoa; Arthropoda; Insecta; Coleoptera; Curculionidae. Gene Ontology annotation, biological process: RNA export from nucleus; protein import into nucleus. Gene Ontology annotation, cellular component: nuclear pore. Gene Ontology annotation, molecular function: structural constituent of nuclear pore. Bases 167 to 4321 code for a protein of 1384 amino acids.